CUGCUUUCCAUACGGGGCGGGGUGGCGCUCAGUCCGGCGCACAGUGCACAGCGCACCGUCACCAGCGGCUCUCCCUGCACCGUCUGUCCUCUGACUCGACAACAUGGGUCUAGAAAAGGAAAAAUCGGACUGCAAUAUAAUUAUGGACGAAGAUGAGUUUAACAGAUCGAUAGAACCCAUUCUGUCGAAGAAGGGGAAAGUUUAUACAGCGGAGCCGGACCGAGAUCCAAACGAUAUCAACGCGCAUUUGAAGGUUGAUUUUGGAGAUGUCAUCGCAGAGCCCAUCUCUACACACAGCUUCGACAAAGUGUGGAUAGGAAGCCACGCUGCGUUUGAGCUGGUCAAAUUCAUCUUUUACCGCCUGCUGACCACGCUGCUGGCCGUGCCCAUGGCUUUCAUCCUUGGACUGGUCUUCGGGGUGCUCAGCUGCAUCCACAUCUGGUUGGUGAUGCCGGUGAUCCAGAGCCUCAUGAUGCUCCUACCAUCAGUCCAAGUAGUGUGGAGGAGUCUGACAGACAUGUUCAUAACACCGCUCUUCCACAGUAUGGGAAAGAGCCUGUCCUCCAUUCAGAUGAAAUCCACAGAGUACUGAUGCUGCAGACACCUCUCUGUCCCCUGCAGAGACAGAAAUGUAGGACAGAUUGCAGUCAAAGAGAGUGAAUGAUGCUUGUAGUGUAAUACAUGAGCUCUUUAUAAAGUCAAAUGUGAAAUCCUGAAGAGUCCUGCAUAAAGUACUAUAAAUUACCAAAACAAUUAGGCUUAGUAAUGGAUCAUUUGCAGGGAAAAGACCUCUUCAAAGCUGGGCUUAAUCUACUGUAUGUUACAUAUAAUUGAAUAUAUUUCAAUGUUUAGUAAGAACUUAAUACAUAUUGAAUAUAGUCAUUGAAGGUUGUUAAAACAACAGUUAUCUAUCUAGAAAUCUUUAAAGAAAAAGGACUUUUUCAUCAAAUGUACCCCAGUUUUAGCCUACCUGCUGUGAUGUCAUUUAACCUGCAAAUCAACAAAACCAUGCACUUGGUCCUUUAGGGUUUACUAGUCACAUCACUAUAGGGAAGUAUAUGAUCGUGAUACUUUUGGGGAUUUUAUGAAAAGCUCAUGUGUUCCACCCAAAAUGGAGUUGUUUUGCUGAUUGUGACCAAAAAAAAAAAAUUCUUGUCAUUCCAUUACUUUGUGACUCAGAGAGCCGUGGAAUCAGUUGGAGGAGUGUAACAUUGUUGUUAAGUCAAACAUACUUGCUGAGAGAUGUAAUAUUUCUGCUUUUUCAUAUAUUGUAUAUAUUGCAAGUAAUUCAGCUAGAAGUUGAAUAUAAUAACGUGAAUUAGAGUCGCAGAGGAGUUCACAUGAAUAUUAAAUGCUAAGAUGCGGCUUGUUGCACAUUUUCAGGCUUAUUGUACUGUCUGCUGUGUUGAUUUCACAGUGCAUUGGCAAUAAUAUUGGGCAUUUGCUUUUUUAUGAAUGAAAGCUAUACAUAAUAGAGUUGUUUUAACAUGUUAUUUUAACUGUCAAAAAAAACAGGAUUGGAUAUCUUUGAAAGGGUGGCUUUCUAAUUUAUUAUUUAUGCGACGACCAAUUCUCAACAUUUGGCGGUAUCUGACAAAAGAGGACUUCAGUUGAGUAAAUGUAGUGUGUUGAAGGCGUCCCACAUGUCGUACUGUGUUUGGUUGAGCUGAGAGUCCUGUACAUGCAUAUUUAAUUUAGAGGUUGUUGUUUGCUUCAGCACUGGGAGUUAGUAUCUGGGUUUUGGAAUAUUUCUAUAGCCAGAAAGGAUCAACCAUUAUUUUUCCUCUUUGCAGGGGACUUGAUAAAAGUUGAGUUUCAGGUACAAGCCUGUGCAGUUCCCACUUGCUAUGAGCUGUACAAUCUAAACAUUAGGGUUAGGUUGGGGUUAGUCUAUAUCCUCGAUGUUCCACUUCCGGGAUUGCUCUGGUGCAGCUGGAAAUUCCGCCGGAUGCAUGUAUUUUCGCCAAUGUCCGUUUCCUUCCUCUUUCUUUGUGUUGUAAUUUUAAACUCCGGUGGAUUUAUGAGGACUAUGGCUAACUGCUCCUCAGAUCUCUGCAUGUUAAAUUGAGACAGCUAGCUAGACUAUCUGUCCAAUCUGAGUUUUCUCUUGCACGACUAUUUUACAACGGCUCGGUGUGGAGUGUGGUUGGUUUAAAGAAAUGCCAAUAAACCAGAGCAGGUUUUUCUCCCAUCCUGGAAUGCUAUGUGGACUAGCCAGACCACUCAGACUCAUCCACUCGGCAGCGUGUGGAUGGUCUGGCAAAGCGAAACUAGGUUGGGGUUAAAACGCAGGGUUGGGGUUAGGGUUAGGGUUGGGGUUAGAAGUUGACAUAGAGAGAAUCAGUGUAUGGAGCUGAGUGUCAGGUAUAUAUUGAUACUGAUUUGUCAUAAGUGCAAACCAACGUCAGAUAAACAGACACAUACAACAUGUUGGAGUGUUUUUGUGAUCCUUUUUUCUCUUGAGAAACAUCUGGUUGUUCAGAUCCUAGAUGUGCCACUUUCAUUAGUAGCUCGUUGCUAACUUUGUCUGCCAUUUGGUGCUGGACAGGCAGUGUCAAAACAGCUGCCUGCUGCUUCUUGAAACAGGGUUGCUGAGGUCACAGAGAGUGAAUCAUUCAGCAAAAGUGCUGUUAAAACCAAAUUAAUGAACUAAAAGCAGCUAUAAAGUUCAGUAGCGCUGCAGGCUUGGCUGAUAAAUCUCUGUGUGUUCCUCACUGCAAGUGACAGCUUUUACAUUACAGUAUAUGAACCCAUUGUAAGGCAUGACUGGUCAUGGCUAAAUGUGUUGUUCCAGACAAUCUCCCCAAAAAACAGAAUAAGCUGCCAUGGUAAAGUGCUAUUCCAACAUAUGAUUUCAGGAAAUAAAGAUGAAUUAUCAUUGUACUGAAAUACAGAUUGUCACAAAGUGAGCAUAUGAACCAAUAAUCCUGUUACAGUUACAGUAAAGUAUGCAGUUUGAGGGGAUUAUGCAGAUUUUCUAGGAAAAAGGGAGACACAUUUACAUUUGCCUUUUCAACCAAUCCAACUUGUUAGUCAACAUUGCAGUGCGAGGUCCGAGCUAACCUCCUGAACUUCUAAACUUAAAGACUGACAGAUUUGCCUUCUGACACAAUGAAAGAUAGACACUGUAUGACGAGAUGUUUUGUUUCCAGCUGACAACUGAAGGCAGCAGUUCUGUCAGAGCUUUUUAAUCCUUUCACAGAUGUUAGACUGCUGACAAGCUGCAUGCCAAUUAGCUGUGUUUAGUUUUUCAACUCUGAGAGGAGAUUCAAGGUAGGGUUGUGCAAUAGUGGAAGACGCAGGUGUGUAGCUAAAGCUUUUUCUCUCCUCUGGAACACCAUGCAGCACUAAUCAACCCCACAUAAAUAAAUCAUAAUGUGACAUGCAUCUGCCAGUAAAAAACAAUAAUUUUAUUUCCUCAAUCUUUUUUAUCUGUUGCUUUGUAAUACUCGUUUUGGAGCUUUUGCUUUAACAUGCUCAAAUGUGUUCUUCACGACCAAAAUAAAGACAUUUUUUUUCCUCAAGA
Molecule: messenger RNA, 3526 nt
Organism: Sander lucioperca (pikeperch)
Lineage: Eukaryota; Metazoa; Chordata; Actinopteri; Perciformes; Percidae
Gene: cav2
Product: caveolin 2
Exons: 3
Coding region: 104-592 (162 amino acids)
Biological process (GO): caveola assembly; insulin receptor signaling pathway; positive regulation of MAPK cascade
Cellular component (GO): perinuclear region of cytoplasm; cytoplasmic vesicle; Golgi apparatus
Molecular function (GO): molecular adaptor activity; protein kinase binding
Source: RefSeq, a predicted model, not a curated record